Messenger RNA from Cyphomyrmex costatus, 2332 nucleotides. RefSeq names its product LMBR1 domain-containing protein 2 homolog. NCBI's taxonomy places the organism in Eukaryota, Metazoa, Arthropoda, Insecta, Hymenoptera, Formicidae. Bases 71 to 2128 code for a protein of 685 amino acids. The transcript has 10 exons. The record is from RefSeq and is a predicted model, not a curated record. Gene Ontology annotation, cellular component: membrane.
ACAUUUAGCGUUAUCUAGAGACCAAUAGAAUUUGUCGGACAUCACUGUCAUAUCAAGUAUUAAAGACAAAAUGGUACUCGGCGCUUUCCUGACAGAGAUCAUAGUGGCGUUUCUACUGGCUGGGACUCUACUCUUUAAAUAUGGAAAUGUGUUUCGGCAUCACAUUGCAGUCACUAUUUCCGUGUUGAUAGCAUGGUACUUUUCCCUAUUAAUAAUUUUCAUGUUGCCAUUGGAUGUCUCUUCGACCGUAUUUAGACAGUGUGUAGAGCAGAAUAUACACAACAAUACUAAGGAUACCAAUAACACAACCUCUGCACCAUUUACUACAUGUAAAGAGCCUUGGCCAAAUGUUCCAGAGAAUGUAUUUCCAAAUCUAUGGAGGAUAGUUUAUUGGACAUCACAAUGCCUGACAUGGUUGAUACUCCCGUUGAUGCAGUCUUAUAUAAAAGCAGGAGAUUUUACCGUACGCGGGAAGUUAAAGUCCGCUUUAAUAGAUAACGCUAUAUACUAUGGUAGUUACUUGUUUAUAUGUGGUAUACUCUUGAUUUAUAUUGCGCUAAAGCCUGGCUUAGAUCUCGAUGGGCAAAAAUUGAAAGCCAUAGCAUCAUCUGCGUCCAAUACGUGGGGUUUAUUCUUAUUGGUUUUAUUGCUCGGUUACGCUCUUGUAGAGGUACCUCGAGGAUUAUGGAACGCCAGCAAGCCUGGGUAUACUUUAAAUUAUAGGUAUUUCAAGGUGGCAAAAUUAAGUUUAGACAAAUGUGAAGCGGAAGAAACGGUGGACGACAUACUCGAGUCACUACAAGUUGCAACGAUAUCCAUUGGGCCUGGUCAUCCGUUCCAUUGCAAUCUGGAAACGAUCUUUCAAAAAAUACCUGCAGAACUGAAAGAUAGAAUGAACAGAAGACAAUUGCCCGAUGAUACUCCAACGGAUACACCUACUGAAAAAGCUCUAAUUCGUCUACACAGACAGACUAUCAAAGCAUUGCAGACUUUACAGCGCAUAGAAACCCAGUGGGGAAUUUUAGUGGACAAAAUAUUUAAUUUGGAAGAUGUAGCGAAGAAUCAAGUGAGUCAUGAUAGGAGAUUUAAACAGGCUUUUCCUACGCAUCGUUCGCUUCCGUUUCGUAUUGUUUACAAUCCUGUUGUCGAAUGGUAUUGGAAAUGUAUUGUAAAGGAUUACGUUUUAAAAGGAGCUGCUAUUUGCGCGGGCUGUUUAUCAGUGGCUGUGGUAUGGUCAGAAGUAACAUUCUUCAACAAGUCUCCUGUGUUAUCUUUAUUCGCUCAAUUUCUGAAUUUAGCAAAAAGAAAUUAUGAUUAUUUUACGAUAGAGGUGUUAUCCACAUCGAUCAUCGCAUAUCUUUGCUAUUGCGCCUACUCGACCGUCUUGAAGAUACGAGUAUUAAAUUUAUAUUACUUGGCACCCCAUCAUCAAACGAAUGAGUACAGUCUUAUAUUUAGUGGUAUGAUGCUGUGUCGCUUAACUCCGCCAAUGUGUCUUAAUUUCUUGGGACUUAUUCAUAUGGAUUCGCACAUCAUCAAAACUCAUAUACUGGAAACGCACUAUACACAAGUGAUGGGUCAUAUGGAUGUCAUUUCCAUCAUAUCCGAUGGAUUUAACGUAUACUUUCCAAUGGCAAUUCUAGCAUUCUGCUUAGCUACAUACUUUAGCAUAGGCAGUAGAUUGCUUUCCAUGCUAGGUUUUCAGCAAUUCCUUGAUGAUGACGAAUUCACGACGGAUCUCGUAGAUGAAGGGAGAGAACUUAUAAAAAGAGAAAGACGUAAACGGCAAAGAGCGGAGGAUUCUAUGUAUAGACGACGCGAAAUGCAGGAAAGAUUUAAUAUUUCGGUGGGUACGCGUUACAGGACGUCUCGACAAAGUACAGACACUGUACGGCCGUUAAAACGAGACGAGUCAAUCGAAUCCGCGAGAGCGGGUCUGUUACACGAUUUCGAUCCUACGGAAUAUUACAUCGGUAUGACAUUUGGUGGAGAUAGUUAUGGUGCAAAUCGGUGCGACAUGGAAAAUCAAGGCGAUAUUGAUUCGUUCGAGCCGAGUAACACGAGGGCAUUCUCUACGAGUACAAGUCGCGUAGGUCCUCCACCCAGAGGAUUGUUCGAUGAUAUUUAAAAUAAAUAACCGUAUUUUUGUAAAUACAGUUUAGGUGCUAGUGUAGAAUCCAUCAAUUGGCUUUUAAGGAUUUACACAAUAUUUAUAUCGAGCAAUACGACGUUUUACGUCGAUAAGAAACAACAUAAUAAAUCUUAAUUAAACGUGAAAUGUAAGGCUUUACAUUUCACCUGUAGCAUUUUGAAUCUGAUUACUAUGUAGGAG